This is a messenger RNA of Pelobates cultripes (western spadefoot toad), 288 nucleotides long. The record is from the annotation of a GenBank genome assembly. Lineage: Eukaryota; Metazoa; Chordata; Amphibia; Anura; Pelobatidae.
UUAAGUCGUCAUAAGAAGGGAGGAUAUCCAUUUGGACCACCAACCACCAUCAUCGCUGUGACCCGGACGGCCGUCCUCACAGAUUCCCAGGACCUUUGGAUCCAUGCAUCACGAGUUAAGUUGAGCAAAGACAAAGACAAAGACAAAGACAAAGGCAAAGACAAAGACAAAGACCAAGAUAGAGAUAUCAACCAAGAGUCUGACCAUGAAAGAUCUGGAUGUCAGAUUCCUGAUUGUCCUUCUGAUUAUUUCCUUAUGCAUCUUUCUCCCGAUCUUUUUGAUCAGUGA